This is a messenger RNA of Fundulus heteroclitus (mummichog), 3366 nucleotides long. It is a transcript of the gene fam219ab, whose product is annotated as family with sequence similarity 219 member Ab. The coding region runs from base 248 to 826 and encodes 192 amino acids. The transcript has 6 exons. The record is from RefSeq and is a predicted model, not a curated record. NCBI's taxonomy places the organism in Eukaryota, Metazoa, Chordata, Actinopteri, Cyprinodontiformes, Fundulidae.
AAUCCCAAAACAAGCUUUGGGGUCUACAGACCGCAGUUUGGGAUACCCCUCCCCGGAAGUGGGUGGCGGAGUCGCCGUCAUCACACCAGUCAGACCACCGUCGACACAGAGUCUGCUGGGAUGAAGCUCGACACCGGAGAACCACAGGGAUCGAUCCAGUUCUGAGGCUGAACCCAGUCUUGGUGAUAACGCGGUGAAGCGAUCGGAUUGUUCGCCGGAGAAGGAAGGAAAUCCGCGCGUCGCCAACAUGAUGGAGGAAAUAGACAGAUUCCAGGUACCGAGCGCGGUGCAGGAGGCUGAGAUGCAGUCUGAGAUGCAGCCGCUGGACCCAACUUCUUCCACUGCCUCAGAGACAGACUCAGACACCAGAGAAGGAGAAGCUGUUACUAUCAACUAUAAGCCUUCCCCCCUCCAGAUGAAAAUAGAGAAGCAAAGAGACCUUGCCAGAAAGGGCUCAUUAAAGAACAGCAACACUGUAAGUAGUCCAGUUAACCAGCAGCCCAAGAAGAACAACGUCAUGGCCAGAACACGGUUGGUAGUGCCCAAUAAAGGUUAUUCCUCUUUAGACCAGAGCCCAGAUGAAAAGCCCUUGGUGGCCUUAGAUACCGACAGUGAUGAUGAUUUCGACAUGUCUAGAUACUCGUCGUCAGGAUAUUCUUCUGCAGAGCAAAUCAAUCAGGAUCUGAACAUCCAGCUACUGAAAGACGGCUACCGCCUCGACGAGAUCCCAGACGACGAGGACCUGGAUCUGAUCCCACCUAAAUCAGUCAACCCCACCUGCAUGUGCUGCCAGGCGACCUCCUCCACAACCUGCCAAAUCCAGUAACCCCCCCCCCCCCCCUCCCCAAGCCGCAGGCUUCCCUUACCCUCACAAACUUACCCCUGCUGUCUUCAUCCGCUGUGAGUUUACCUCGCCACCAGAGUGGCAAAAGUGAGGCAUUUAUAGAAUAUCGUCAUGACAGUAAAGUGCUGCGAUGAUUAGGUAAAUAAUCACACUAACAAGUAAAAACGUCGGCACAAAAUCUAGAACAUGCAGGAAAAGAGGGAAUGUGUGAUGGUAAAAGCAGUAAAGUGGUGGAUUCCUCCCAUGGUAGGACAUACACUUCUGUUUGAGAGCUCCUAACCCUGGUGGACGUGAUGCGACCCUGAUAUGAGUUUGCAGGUGUGAAAAGGUCAGUUGCUGCUGCGAAGUGGUCUCCAUUUCCCUGACCGAAUAUAAACGUUACCAUUACUGCUGAUUCAACUGUUCUGCUCUGGUUCUGCCUUGUUUUAAUUUUUUUUUUUCCUCUUUUUAUUUUAGUGCAUUAACUCUGUGACAUUUAGAUAUCAACCAUCCUGUACCUGGUAAUGAGAAAUGUGGGAUGUGUUCUUUAUAUUCCCCAAACAGAUCAUCUCUGGUACUGUUUCCUUUGUACUGUACAGGGUUGGUAUGUAGCACAGGUCAGAUCUUUGCACACGUCAACACCGACAUUCUCAGCUUUCACUGCAGCCCAACUCUGCAGAGUUUACGGAUGGAUGUUUGAACAUGAAUGACUGUGGUACGAAACUGCAUGAAGGCCACCAGAAUACAAUGUAUGGAGGAAUAUAUAAAGCACGUGGCUUUGGCCCAAUUGAUUUUCUGCUGUGCAAUCACAUGCUGCUCUUAUGGCACGAGCUUGAGUCCUUCAAUUUUAUUUUGCACUUAUUUUAUGUUAUAUGGACUCAUAUCACUCUUUCCUGCACCAUAUGUGAAAGUCGCUUACCUGAGAUGAUCUGUUUCAGGUAAGCCUGAAGGGAAGGCUACACGUUUUAACUGUGACGCUCUGAUUUCUACAGUGUCUUGCAGAAGUAGUUAUACACCUUGGAUUUUUGCACAGUGUGUCAAAAAAAAAAACCUAAGCGUGUUUUAUUGGAAUCUGAUGUGAAAGGACAGCAGAAUGCAGAUCAUCAUUGCGGAAGGAAAAGGAUACAUGGUUUUCAUUAUUUCUAAUAUCUAAUAAUGUGAAAAAUGUGGUAUGCAUUCAAUAUUUUCUCUGCAAUUACAUCUGCAAGCCCUUCGUGGUGUUUCUAUAUCAGCUUGGAACAUCCAGACACAGACAUCCUCACUCGCUAAAUAACUUCAGCGCAGCCAGAUUCAGUUUAGAGUUUCUGUAAAGAUCAUUCUGCAGUACUUGCCACAGAUUCUCAAUUGGGAUAAGGCCUGGACUUUGACAGGACCCUUUUCACACGUAAACAAGCCUUGAUCUCCUGUAACCUACUCUCCUGCUGCUUUAAAGUGAACGUCUCUUUUGCAGCCUCUGAACGGUUUUCCCCAGCAUGACGCCACCACCACGUUUCACCAUGUAGAUGGUGUAUUAAGGGUUAUAUGCAGUGUUUUAUUUUCCUCCAUAAGUGGAUUUGCGUGUGGCUUUUGGCAAACUCCAAAUUGCAAAACUUCUCCACAAGUUUGCCCCUGACUUUUCCCAGUAUGUUAUUUGAUCUUCAAGAUACCAUUUGUUCAUGAAUGUUCUCUGACAUUUGUGUAACUUUAAACACAGGGGAGUUCUAUAUCCUAUUUGCACUGCAUUUUAUUCAGGUUCAUCUGAGUAAAAGAGGGCUGAAUGCACAUGCACUCCACUAUUUGGAGAAUCAUGUAUCGUUUUCCUUCUGUUUAACAAUUAUGAGCUGCUUUGUGUUGGUCAGUCACAUUAAAAUCUAGUAAUAUAUGUGGAAUUUUGUGGUUUUAAUUUGAUAAAAAGUAAAAUAAAUAAAUAGAUAAAAAGGAGUAUAAUUACUUUACAAGGUGCUGUACUCUAUCAAGGCCAAAGGCACAACGGGGGGGAAGUUCAGAUAGAUUUCCCAUACUGAGUUUGUUGCGUUAGACCUUCUCGUUAACUGUAUCUCCUCUCUAGUGUCACGGGGGCGUGACGAUCGCUGGGCGCUGCUAAUCUUUAAGGGAAACAUAUGAGUCCAGAUCAGAAAGAGGCUCCUUCGCCUCUCACACACGCCUCCGUCCACAACUAGAAUGCCAGAAUGUUAAAUGAAAAGGUAACAACGUUGACAAAUAGGGUAGGAAGCAUUUUGUUAUCCCAACAUCUAGGAUCAUUGACCUGGAGCGCCGGUAUCCUUCAUUUACAACCCUCUCCCUUCUCUGGUUCAGUUGUUUUAAUGCAAUUAGAGUAUGCCUUAAGGACAGAGAAGUUUGAAAAAGCUGUGUUUUUAUUGCUGUUAUUUUUGGUUUAUUUGAGGAAGAAAGAUUUUUUUUUAACGUGUAACUUUUUUUCUUUGGUUCCUCUUUUUUAAAUGACUUGUAUGUAUUGUAAACAGUUCCAUUACAGUAUUUACCAAUGUUAUUGUCAUGUGCAGUGUAUGAAGGUGAUUAAUAAACACAAAGCAAAUGGAAACCUC